UCUCUCUCCACUGUUUUGCUUUUGAUUUGACAGUGGUCGCGUAGUGCUCAUCGUCUCGGACCACAUUUUGGUGGGUUUUGGAGAAAGAACAUUCCGGUGAAAUCCGCCAUGGCGGAUGCGACUAAGGAUCUCUCCCCUCGUGGAAACAUCAUCUCCGACCUGAAGAGCUUAUCCUCUGUUCUCAGAACCAGGAGAACUAUUGUUUUCGCAUAUGGGUUCAUGUUCACCUUCGUCGCUUGCACUGUGUUUAUCGCCUUCAACCCUUCUGCAACUUCUUCCCCUUGGUUCAACAACAUCUUCGGCAGUUCCGGUUCUGAUUCUCCCUAUAGAUCUCACUUCUCUUCCCUUUUAUCCUACUUCCUCCCCAAUUCCUCUCGACCCACUCAGACUACUCUUCCUUCUCCGUUUCCACUAGGUGAUCUCAAUGUCUCGUCGUCUCAUACUCAUAACGCUUCGGCUCCUCAUGUUCUGAAAGCAAAACAGUUCCAAACUGGAAAAAAUCGAACUCAGAAACUUGUCGGUGAAAAAGGUGUUCUGAAGAACGGAACAGAAACCAGUAAAGGUACAGCAAACUCCCAAGCACCACCCUUGAAAUCGCCGUCGCAAUCCCAUAAGAAGGAUAGUCUGCCCAACAAUGGUACUGUGAAUGGGUUAGCGAAACCAACCCCCAUAUCACCAUCCGUUGAUAAUACAGGCUUUCCGAUGAAGAAAACAGAGAGUAAUAGUGGUAAGACAGAGUCUCGAGCAGGGAAUCAGACUGUAACUUCGUCCUCCAAGUCCUCUGAGAAGGAGAGUCUGCCUAAGAAUGGGAUGGCUAAAGGGGUUGCAGGGCCGGCUGGGAUGUCGAACUCGAACGUAACUGCUUCGCUUUUGAAGCGGAAUAAUGGGUUUUUUUCUCCCGGGAUUUCAUCUACGAGGCAGGCGAAUUCGAAUUUGCUGAGUUCAAUGAUGCAUUGUAAUAUUUUUUAUGGACGUUGGGUCAAAGACGAUUCUUAUCCGCUUUACCCACCGGGAUCUUGUCCAAGCAUCGACGAACCGUUUAAUUGUUUUCUCAACAGUCGGCCUGAUAUAGCUUAUCAGAAACUCAGAUGGCAACCCAAGGGCUGCAACAUCCCAAGGUUGGAUGGGAGGGAUAUGCUACAAUUGCUGAGAGGAAAACGACUAGUCUUUGUUGGUGAUUCCCUGAAUAGAAAUAUGUGGGAAUCUCUGGUUUGCAUUCUUAGAAAUUCUGUGCAAGAUAAAAGCAAGGUCUUUGAAGCUUCUGGUCGACGAGAGUUUCGAACAGAGGGUUCUUACUCCUUUCUAUUUAAAGAUUUCAACUGUUCCGUAGAGUUCUUCCGAUCGCCUUUCCUAGUUCAAGAAUGGGAAAUGCCAGACACGAAUGGAUCCAAGAAGGAAACACUUCGUCUCGACAUAGUUGAGAGAUCGUCAGAUAAAUACAAGAAUGCAGAUAUCAUCGUCUUCAACACGGGACACUGGUGGACUCACGAUAAGACUUCAAAAGGAAAGGAUUACUACCAAGAAGGUAGCCAUAUCUAUGACGAAUUGAACGUUGUCGAGGCAUUUCGAAGAGCUUUAACAACUUGGGCGAGAUGGGUUGAUGCCAAUGUAAGUCCUAAGAAGACCCUGGUUUUCUUCAGGGGCUAUUCUGCCACACAUUUCAGUGGUGGACAGUGGAAUUCAGGUGGGCAAUGCGACCAUGAAACUGAACCCAUCAAGAACGAAACCUAUUUGAAAGCGUAUCCGCAGAAGAUGGCAGUGUUAGAGUCUGUAUUAAAGGGGUUGAGAACACCAGUCUCCUACCUGAAUAUUACAAGAAUGACUGAUUAUAGGAAAGAAGCCCACCCUUCAAUAUACAGGAAACAGAAUUUAACAGAUGAGGAGCGGAGAUCUCCAUUGAGGUUCCAGGAUUGCAGCCAUUGGUGUCUCCCUGGAGUGCCCGACUCAUGGAAUGAGCUUCUCUACGCUCAGCUACUGAUCAAAUACAAUCAGAAGCAGCAUCAGGAACAGCAACAGCAGAAGAGACCAUAGUGGUAAAGGGUACACAGAUUAGUAGGCGAUGUUUAAAUUAAUCACUAAAUUAAUGGCAUCUGUAUUAUAUAAGGUUUUUUUAUUCUCCUAUUUUGGAAAGAAUAGAAAUAACCAGCAGAAGAUCCAAAAAAGAGUGUUCUCUCCCCUUGUUAUGUGUUUUUAAUUCAAAAUGAGAAGUGGAGAGAAGUGAGUGAUGAGGGGGUUUGAGCUGUAAUAGUAUUGUUUAUAUUCGUAGGAAGAAGGAGAAAGGGUGGAUGGAUGGUCUGGUUUUUAAAGGUGUUCAUUGAGAGGGGUCUCUCUUUCUCUUCCCCCAUCAUCAUAUACAAUAUUCUUUUAGCCUUAAACAAGCUUAAAUAUUGUAAAAUCUCAUUUCCAUGUUAGAGUUUGUUCAUUUGAAAUAAAGGGAAAAAAAAAACUAGUGAUGCAU
This is a messenger RNA of Telopea speciosissima, 2458 nucleotides long. Its product is annotated as protein trichome birefringence-like. The record is from RefSeq and is a predicted model, not a curated record. NCBI's taxonomy places the organism in Eukaryota, Viridiplantae, Streptophyta, Magnoliopsida, Proteales, Proteaceae. Gene Ontology annotation, molecular function: O-acetyltransferase activity. The transcript has 5 exons. Gene Ontology annotation, cellular component: Golgi apparatus. Bases 109 to 2031 code for a protein of 640 amino acids.